This is a messenger RNA of Aplosporella prunicola CBS 121167, 483 nucleotides long. RefSeq lists its product as uncharacterized. The transcript has 2 exons. The record is from RefSeq and is a predicted model, not a curated record. The coding region runs from base 1 to 483 and encodes 160 amino acids. NCBI's taxonomy places the organism in Eukaryota, Fungi, Ascomycota, Dothideomycetes, Botryosphaeriales, Aplosporellaceae.
AUGUUCCAAAUCAAUGAGAUGGCGAAGAUGCUGGACACGGUUGCGGCUCAUAUGAUCGACAGGACCAGGUUCAACAUUGGACAGCUCGUCGAUCUUGUCAACCGCAACUUCCACACUUUGCGCAAUCCUCACGGCGUGGAGUGCUUCAUCAACCGCCACGGCCUGAAGAGGACUGCUCGCGACAUGGCGAGGGCCAAGAGGGCCAGGGACGCAAGAAGAAGAAUGCCGCCGCGGCCGCAGUCGCCAACAACACCACCUCUUCCGGAGCCCUCCGCACCACUAUCCCCCGGGUUACACCCCUGCCGUCGACGCGCGCAUGCCCGACUCGGCGACUACCAUACGCACCACGCCUACGCGGCCCCGCAAGCAGAAGCCGAGCGCCAGGUCGCUCAGAUGCGCGCCGUCGCGGUCGCCCAGUUCCAAGACAGCAUCAACAACGUGCAUGCUGCUACUGAGGCGGUGCUAGAGCUGGGCGGGGUUUAA